Gryllus bimaculatus (two-spotted cricket) is the source of this 282-nucleotide messenger RNA. The record is from the annotation of a GenBank genome assembly. Lineage: Eukaryota; Metazoa; Arthropoda; Insecta; Orthoptera; Gryllidae.
AUGGAUAACGCGGCGCGCACAGCUCCGCACUCCGGCGACAGUCGUGUCGUGAGAGCUCCGGGCCACAAGUCACAUUUGGGGCAGGCCCCGCCACUAGUUAGAGAAGUUCUCCGUAAUUCCAAGAAAUACGUUCAAGCAAAGCCAAAUCUGAGACCAUUUUCGAGCCUCAAUUCGAGUUCACGUCCGAACGUCUGUCCAACAAGCAUCUGCCGAGUCACCGAUGACUUCGGUCGAUCGCCCCGCCGAGUCUUCUCGUGAGUCCGCCGGUGCGGGGCGCGGGCC